AUGGCAUGCAACUUGCGAUCAAACAAAGUCACGAUCAUCGACGAGAUCAGCUUUCUUUCUUCUCGACACUUCGACCAAAUCAGCUCAAACAUGAAGCAAGUAUUCAAAUCGAGGAACGAGUUUGCCGGACUAUCGAUCAUCGUUGUCGGCGAUUUUAAUCAACUACGACCAAUUGGAGCUCCGUAUUGUUUCCAACCGAAAAGUCGAUGCACUACAGCUGCACUCGUGGACAAUCCGCAAUGGGCGCCCUUCCGUAUGUUUGAACUUACGGAAAUUAUGCGACAAAAAGACGACCUCAGAUUCGCAGAAGCACUCAGCCGACUUGCAGUAGGUGCAACAACAUCAAACGACAACCGACUGUUCGAAAGCCGUUGCUUUACUCCGGAAACCCUUCCGGUUGAGGCUCGUUCAUGCUUACGACUGAUAGCUUUCAACGAAGAUGUCUACAAAUAUAACAUUCAAAGAGCGCAAGAGUUGAUUCGAUCAGGCGCACGGCAAUUUAUUUACACGGCUAUUGACAGAUUCAUCGGAACGUACACAGACAAUCAGAAGAAGAAAGCAAAACAUGUGCUCGCUUUAAUGAAACCUGGAGACACGCAGGGAUUAGUGGCCGAACUUCAUCUCGUCAUCGGCCUUCGGUAUAUGAUAUCGACCAACAUUGAUGUUUGCGACGGCUUGUUCAAUGGUGCCUGCGGAGUUUUACGGUUUGUCGAACUUCGAGAGCGAUGUAUCACAGCAGUAUACAUGGAAUUUGAUGAUGAAAAGACCGGAGCAUUAGCUCGAAGAGGUCGAUAUGAUGUGAUGAGAGCAAACUCGCAGAUUCAGCCGAAUUGGACUCCGAUCAAGCUGACCAAUCGAAACUUCAACACUACCGAACGCGGAAAGGUGCAAGUUAAUCGUGUACAAUUCCCUAUGGUAAUGGCCGAAGCCAUAACCAUUCACAAGAGCCAGGGACGAUCCGAAAGAUUGGUCUGUGUUGAUGUCGAAAAAGGAAUGAACCGACAAAAGUAUUACGUUGCGUUUUCCCGAGCAACUACACUCAACGGACUCUUUAUUUUGGGCAAAUUCAAACCUCCCGGACCAGUCGAAGCCAAUGAUCCGAUAGCGUUUAUACUAGUAGCCAAAUACUUGCAUUUCAAGAGACCUGGACUGUAUAUAAUGAGUCUUACGACAUUCCAAACUUCACCGAAAUAUCGCGAAAUCGGUUAA
Messenger RNA from Photinus pyralis (common eastern firefly), 1209 nucleotides. RefSeq names its product ATP-dependent DNA helicase pfh1-like. Gene Ontology annotation, biological process: DNA repair; telomere maintenance. The coding region runs from base 1 to 1209 and encodes 402 amino acids. The record is from RefSeq and is a predicted model, not a curated record. Gene Ontology annotation, molecular function: DNA helicase activity. Lineage: Eukaryota; Metazoa; Arthropoda; Insecta; Coleoptera; Lampyridae. The transcript is spliced from 3 exons.